Messenger RNA from Bombina bombina (fire-bellied toad), 6825 nucleotides. RefSeq names its product dedicator of cytokinesis 5 (gene DOCK5). Gene Ontology annotation, biological process: small GTPase-mediated signal transduction; cell migration. The transcript has 52 exons. Lineage: Eukaryota; Metazoa; Chordata; Amphibia; Anura; Bombinatoridae. The record is from RefSeq and is a predicted model, not a curated record. Gene Ontology annotation, molecular function: small GTPase binding; guanyl-nucleotide exchange factor activity. Gene Ontology annotation, cellular component: plasma membrane; cytoplasm. The coding region runs from base 133 to 5670 and encodes 1845 amino acids.
UCCCCUGGAUCUCGGAACAUGGUGGAGACCAGAGAGCAGGAGCAGGGGGAGGGUGAGAGUGUAGCACAUUAAUUCAAGGGGUGCCCCCCCCCACACACACCCCUCCACAACAGAGUGAGGAUCCCCUCUACUAUGGCUCGCUGGAUACCCACCAAAAGGGAGAAGUUUGGAGUAGCUAUCUACAACUACCAGGCUACUCAAGAGGAGGAACUGACACUGCAGGUUGGAGACACUGUGCAAAUCCUUGAGGCAUAUGAAGGUUGGUACAGAGGAUUCUCCUGGAGAAACAAAACAAGGAAGGGAAUAUUUCCAUCCAGUUAUAUUCAUGUGAAAGAAGUAACAGAGGACAAAGCGAUCCAUGAACAGGCUGUGCCCAGUGAGCUGCCUCUGGUACAGGAGCUCACAGCUACUUUACGGGAGUGGGGGGCCCUUUGGCACUCGUUGUUUGUGCACAAUGAACGAGAUCUGUUCAGCCAGGUACAAGAGAUGAUGUCCUUGUUGAUGGAAUGGCGCUCACAGAUCCUGUCUGGGACAUUGCCAAAGGAUGAUCUGGCUGAGUUGAGGAAAAAAGUGACUGCAAAAAUAGAUUAUGGAAACCGGAUACUGGACCUGGAUCUGGUUGUAAGAGAUGAGAAUGGAAAUAUUCUAGAUCCCAGUGAGACCAGCAUCAUUUGUCUGUAUCGAUCACAUGAAACCGCUUCCAGGUGUAUUGACGAGAGGAUACAAGAGGAGAAGUCCCAGUUACAGCCGUUGGAUUGCCGGGGCGCCGCUAUGCUUCUUACUGCUCACACGUACAGUCUGUACAUGAAUCUCAAGAAUUUUGUCUGCAAUAUGGGGGAGGAUGCAGAGCUGUAUAUGUGUCUAUAUGAUCCUGAUACCUCCCACUUUAUCAGUGAAAAUUAUUUGGUCCGUUGGGGAAGCUCUGGCAUGCCUAAAGAAAUUGAGAAAUUAAACAACCUGCAGGCUGUGUUCACAGAUCUCAGCACUUUGGAUCUGAUUCUGCCAAAGAUCAGCCUUGUGUGUCAAAUUGUACGUGUUGGACACAUGGAACUGAAAGAUGGAAAGAAACACACUUUUGGCCUUCGGAGGCCUUUUGGCGUUGCGGUGAUGGAUAUCUCUGAUGUUAUACAUGGAAAAGUGGAUGAUGAAGAAAAGCAACAUUUUAUUCCCUUUCAGCCAAUUGCCAUGGAAACCUACAUUCGUCAGCGACAACUCAUCAUGUCCCCUUUAUUGACCUCCCGUGCGAUAGCAGAGAAUGAGCCACUGACAACUGUAUACAACAAGGUGAUCGCGGCCAAAGAAGUGAACCACAAGGGGCAGGGUCUUUGGAUUUCUCUGAAACUUCUUCCUGGGGAUUUGGCACAAGUACAGAAGGAAUAUUCUCAUCUUGUAGACAGGAAUACAGCGGUGGCCCGGAAAAUGGGGUUUCCAGAGAUCAUCUUGCCCGGUGAUGUUCGUAAUGAUAUUUAUGUCUCAUUAAUGCAUGGGGAGUUUGAUAAAGGAAAAAAGAAAUCCCAAAAAAAUGUGGAGGUUACAAUGUCUGUACAUGAUCAGGAUGGUGCUGUGGUUGAGAAAGCUGUCAUUCCAGGAGCAGGCCAAGAGGGGGUUAAUGAAUACAAGUCUGUUGUGUAUUACCAAGUCAAACAGCCAUGUUGGUACGAAACAAUUAAGGUCUCAAUACCGAUUGAGGACGUAAGUCGCUGCCACCUGCGUUUCACUUUUCGUCACCGAUCUUCUCAAGAAUCUCGUGAUAAGUCAGAGAAGGUGUUUGGAAUGGCUUUUGUGAGGUUAAUGAACUUGGAUGGAACAACCUUGCAGGAUGGAAUUCACGACCUGAUUGUCUAUAAGGGUGACAGUAAGAAGUCUGAUGAUGCCAAGGUAUAUCUCACCCUCCAGUGCACUAAGGAGGAAGAUGAUGGAAAGUCCCCAAGAAAUCACUCUACCUGCUUGUCUUUCACCAAAGACAGCUUCCAAAUCCGGACACUCAUUUGUUCCACCAAACUCACCCAAAAUGUUGACUUGCUUGGUUUGUUAAAUUGGCGUUCAAACUCCAGACCUGUCUCUGAGACACUGCGCAAACUCAUGGAAGUUGAUGGAGGGGAGAUAAUGAAAUUCUUGCAGGACACACUAGAUGCUUUGUUUAAUAUCAUGAUGGAGGCGUCGGAUAGGGACAGCUGUGAAGUGCUGGUGUUUGAUGCUCUGGUAUUCAUUAUUUCUUUGAUUGCGGACAUUAAGUUCCAGCAUUUCAAUCCUGUGCUGGAGACUUACAUCGCAAAACAUUUCAGUACCACUCUGGCUUAUGAGAAGCUGGUCAAAGUCCUGACCUGGUACGUGAGGAGCGCCCAUGACCCAACCUGCAGAGAAAUGCUCUUCUCUUCCUUAAAAGCUACAAAAUACUUGUUCAGGUUUAUUGUCCAAUCAAGAAUACUAUACCUUAGGUUUUAUGGACAGGAUGAGGGCAAAGGUCAAUUUAAUGACUCCAUACAUCAGCUUUUUCUUUCUUUCAAUGAGCUAAUGGACCGACCUCUAGAGGAGGCUGUGAAAAUUAAGGCUGCAGCAUUAAAAUAUCUGCCUGGGAUUAUAAACCACCUCAAAAUCGUUUUUGACCCGGUGGAGCUCAGUGUCCUCUUUGCAAAGUUCAUGCAGAGUGUCCCAGAAGCCCAACUUGUCCAUCAGACUCUCGCCUGUAUGAGCAAAGUCGUGGAGAGCGACCUCUUUCUGCAGUCAGAAUGUAGAGAUGCCCUUUUACCUCUUCUCAUUGACCAGCUUAGUGGACAGCUGGAUGAUAAUAACAAUAAGCCAGAUCAUGAAGCUAGUGGCCAACUCCUGAGUAACAUUUUGGAUGUACUGCAAACCAAAGAAGCGGGUGAAAAGUCCCUUCACAUUCAGCUAAUAAUGCAGCGUCUGCUACGGAAAAUCAACAGGACAGUGAUAGCGAUGAACCGUCAGUCACCACAAGUGGGCCGUUUUGUAGCAUGUAUGAUAGCCGUCCUGAGACAAAUGGAAGAUUACCACUAUGACUACUACAUCAGCACUUUCAAAACUCGACAAGACAUCAUUGAUUUUCUGAUGGAGACCUUUAUCAUGUUCAAGGACCUCAUUGGGAAGAGAGUUUUUCCUAAGGACUGGAUGCUGAUGACCAUGACUCAAAACAAGAUUUUCCUUCGUGCUAUGAACCGUUUUAGUAUUGUGCUGAACAAGCUUUUCCUGGAUGAAGCCAAUUUUGAGUUGCAGCUCUGGAAUAAUUUCUUCCAUUUGGCUGUAUCAUUCCUCACCCAUGAGUCUCUGCAACUGCAUAAAUUUUCCCAGGAGAAACGGCACAAGAUCCUUAUAAAAUAUGGAGACAUGAGGAAGGAGAUUGGCUUGAAGAUCAGGGACAUGUGGUAUAAUCUAGGCCCCCACAAGAUUAAGUUUAUCCCCUCUAUGGUUGGUCCAAUCUUAGAAGUGACCCUAACCCCAGAGCCUGAUCUGCGUAGAGCAACAAUCCCCAUCUUCUUCGACAUGAUGCAGCAUGAGCACAAUUUCAGUGGCAGUGGCCACUUUCACAUGUUUGAAAAUGAACUGAUUACUCGCCUAGAUCAAGAAGUAGAGGGUGGACGUGGAGACAAGCAAUAUAAAGAACUUCUGGAGAAGCUAUUGCUGGAACACUGCAGGAAGCACAAGUAUCUCUCUAGUUCUGGGGAAGUGUUCACAGUCUUGGUGAGCAGCUUGUUGGAAAAUCUCUUAGACUACCGUACACUAGCGAACGACGAGAGUGAGGAAAACCGAAUGAGCUGCACUGUCAAUCUUCUGAAUUUUUACAAAGAGAAGAAGAGAGAAGAUAUUUAUAUUAGGUAUUUGUACAAACUGCGUGACCUGCACUUGAACAGUGAGAAUUAUACAGAAGCGGCUUAUACUCUAUUACUGCACGCAGAGUUACUACAGUGGUCAGAAAAACCGUGCGCUCCUCACUUGCUGCAGAGGGAUAGUUACACUGUGUAUACCCAGCUGGAACUGAAGGAGAGAUUAUUUCACGAGAUCAUUAGUUUAUUUGACAAGGGAAAAAUGUGGGAGCAGGCAAUCGUACACAGCAAGGAACUUAUAGAUAUGUACGAGAAACAGAUUUUCCACUAUGAGGAGCUUAGUGUUCUACUGAAGAAACAGGCUGGCUUUUACCAGAACAUAAUGAGAUCCUUGAGACUACAGCCAGAGUACUUUGCAGUGGGAUAUUAUGGACAAGGAUUCCCAUCCUUCCUACGGAACAAGAUUUUCAUUUGCCGGGGAAAAGAUUAUGAGCGUCUGGAAGAUUUCAACCUAAGGCUUCUCUCUCAGUUUCCCAACGCAGAGAAAUUAUCUAGCAGCUCACGUCCUGGAGAAGAAAUCAAGAACUCUCCUAAGCAAUAUGUACAGUGUUUCAGCGUCAAACCCCUGAUGAACCUCCCGUCUCGGUACAAGGAGAAGCUGGUGCCUGAGCAGAUCCUCAGUUACUAUCGUUAUAAUGAGGUGCAAAGUUUUACUUACUCGCGACCAUUCCGUAGAGGGGAGAAGGAUCCAGACAAUGAGUUUGCGACUAUGUGGAUUGAGAGGACAACGUUCACCACAGCAUACAAACUCCCAGGGAUCCUAAAGUGGUUUGAAGUUAAACAUUAUAUUACUGAGGAGAUCAGCCCACUUCAGAAUGCCAUUGAGACGAUGGAAAUGACCAAUGAGAAAAUCAGUCACCAAGUCCAACAGCAUACUGCAGACCGCAGCCUGUCCCUGCACCCGCUCUCCAUGCUGCUUAGUGGCAUUGUUGAUCCUGCUGUGAUGGGUGGAUUCUCCAACUAUGAGAAGGCCUUCUUCACUGAAUGUUACCUUCAGGAUCAUCCUUCAGAUCAGGAUAAGAUAGACCUUCUGAAGGAGCUGAUUGCUCUGCAGAUGCCCCUCCUGGAGCAAGGAAUAAGGAUUCACGGCGAGAAGCUGACUGAGAAUCUUCGGCCUCUGCAUCAAAGACUGACUUCCUGCUUUCAUGAUUUGAGGAGCAAGGUGGCAAAGCUGUGUGGAACAAUCACUCUGCCUCCCAGUUUGACAAAUCGGAAGUUAAGCAGAGCUGGUUCUGUGGUUGUUCCUUAUAUUACAUCAGCAACUCUGAGAAGAUUAUCAACUGUGUCUACUUCUUCAUCUGGGAGUAGCAGUUCCAGGCCAGGUUCUGUAGGGUCAAUUCCGGAGCCUGUUCCACCCAGACGUGGUUCUUUGAUUUCUCGGAUGGAAGAGCUUAGUGAUCGAGAAGAGGGUGAAAAUCGUAUAAUGAAACUGAAACAUCACAUGAGUCAAUCUCAAGUGAUAACGGAGCAUCUGGCAGUGAAGGAGUGCUUGUCUGCAAAGUCUCAGCGACCUAAGAGUCUACAGCUUAUGGAUGGUCGUCUGUCCCUCCACACAGGGUCUCAAAUCCAAGGAGCAACCAUGAGUCCUUCUCCCAUUACCCCGAAAACCCCAAGAACCCAUAGUUUCCCAUCUCUAUCCACUGAUGGUCACAUGGUGGGAGACAUAGGAUCCCCUCCCCCACCACCCCCUAAGAACAGAUCACAUGAGGGCAGCCAGCGGCUUUCACUAGAGAUUGCACCCUUAUUGCCAAGGAAAGAGGAAGUGAAACCACCGACCCCUCCCCCAAAAGUUAGGAAAUCAAGUGUUAUCCAUGACCCUGGAGUAUGAUGAACAGUCUGACCUGGUGUUCAGAAUCUGAUCAGUCGACAAUGGUUGCCUGGAAAUGUGGCUGACCAGUUAGAGGGAUAUCUGACCAACCAUGUGAGGCCCAGAGAUCUGAGUGACUAUCUGAUCGGAGUUCUAGGGAGUUUGAUAGACCACCCAGCUAGAGGCCUUUUAUCUGACAGACCAUUCAGCAAUAAGGCAUUUAAUCAUCUAGAUGGUUUCUGAAUUGGUCUAAACAUUUUGUUUCCUGAGUUGUCUUCAUGACUCUUCCUCUAUUCAAAUCACUCCUUUCUGUAGAACCAAAGGAUUGUGAUGUGAAGAAAGAUAUAAGAGCCUGUUCUCAUACCAAAAAGUACUCUACAAUACCAUAGAAGUAUAUAGUACUAAGCCAAACGUAUGGGAAAUUACAUAGAUAUGAGCUCUUCAUAGUGCAUUAUUAGUUCUCUCUUCAGUUAGAAGAACUGUUUUAGCUGAUGGCUGCUGGAUAACUGCUUUUAAAGCACAGAUAUCAUAAGUUAUACUCAGAGUAUUGCUGCAGCUUUUGAGUACUAUAAAGGAUGGUUCGUCACUGUCCUUGCUUGGUGACCAUAGUGGCAAUUAAUCAGGUACAGUAAAAUAUUUGGGAGGAAAAUAAUAUAUCUGUUAAUAUGUUGAAUCUGCAAUCUCUUCUAGGGAUAUAAACCAGCCUGCCAUGUUGGUGAAUCAGGAUAUAGAUCAUAGAUUAGGUUAAUGAUAAGACAUACUGCUUAGCGGUGGUCAGACAGGAUUCUGCUGUGUUCUAUAUUCCUGUAUUUUAAAGAGUAUUUUAUUGUAGGCUUCUGACAUUUAAGGAGUGACUCACUCUAUAAAAAUGUGUGUGUGUGUGUGUAUAUAUAUAUAUAUAUAUAUAUAUAUAUAUAUAUAUAUAUAUAUAUAUAUAUAUAUAUAUAUAUAUAUAUAUAUAUAUACACACACACACACACACUCUAUGUACAGUUAAUUGGUUGGCAUAUACAAUAGCAAUAAAAGUCCUACAUAUCUACCAUGGAGAUUAUAACUCACCACACUACAAAUGAAGAUGCAGCUAGCAAAACUGCUUGCAAAGUAAUUGGUAUUUAAACCACAAAACCUAUGGCUUGCACUUGAAUAGCCUCUUCAGACAGCCUCUGGUGAUUUGGU